This is a messenger RNA of Mya arenaria, 2175 nucleotides long. Its product is annotated as pyrethroid hydrolase Ces2e-like. The transcript has 2 exons. The record is from RefSeq and is a predicted model, not a curated record. NCBI's taxonomy places the organism in Eukaryota, Metazoa, Mollusca, Bivalvia, Myida, Myidae. Bases 73 to 1833 code for a protein of 586 amino acids.
UUUUACAUACUGUUACACAUUCAUGCUUACAGGUUGAGUUUUCUCUCUGAAGACAAGGAAUACAACUUGGAAAUGAAAGUAAUUGUUUAUAUGUUAUGUAGCUUUUGGGUGGCGUUGUGCGACCCAUCAGUGAAAACAAAGCUGGGAAUGAUUAAUGGCAAAACUAACACAGUGAUGUUUAGGGACAAACAGUUUGUUGUAAAUGAAUUCCUCGGAGUUCCGUAUGCAAAACCGCCCAUGGGUGAGUUGAGAUUUCAAAGACCUCAACCAUACGGAGCGUUCCAACAACCAAUUGAUGGGACGAAAUAUGGAGCGUCCUGUCCACAGACGAAAAUGAAGCAUAUUAACAUUGGAGGCCGCUCGGACAACGAAGAUUGCUUAUUUUUGAAUUUGUAUGUUCCUACAAAUAAGGCCGACACUGGAGAUAAUCAUGCUGUGAUGAUAUGGAUGCAUGGUGGAGGACUUUCUUUUGGGGAUGGUAAUAUGACCGCUGGGACCGUCUUGGCAGGGUAUGGAAACGUCAUAGUUGUGACGAUCAACUAUCGCCUAGCACUGUUCGGGUUCCUAAACAUCGGAGAUGAGAGAGCAAAGGGAAACAUGGGGCUUUGGGAUCAACGACUAGCUUUUCAAUGGAUUAACGAGAAUGUCGGCGCCUUCGGUGGUGACCCCAGCAGAGUCACUAUAUUAGGUGAAUCCGCUGGAGCCAUGAGUGCUCAUUUACACUCACUUUAUCCAGAAAACAGAGGUCUAUUUCAGAAUGUGAUAUCACAAAGUGGAACAGCGACACUUCCAUUUGCUGUUGGUAGUGACAAUCUACCGGCUGCACGCAUAUACGCUGAACACCUUGAAUGUCGUACUGACACGACUGAAGAUAUUUUCCAAUGUUUGAAGUCCGUUGACACUAAGAGGUUCAUAGACGUUGCAGAAGUGAUUGUAGAUAAUGAUACUCUCGCAACACAGGCGUUUUUUGCUCAUACCAUUGAUGGUGAAUUUGUUGCGAGAAGUUCCAAAGAAACCCUUAAACUACCAGAUAGUGACGAGGUGAAGUUUAUGAAAGAAUUGAAUUACAUAAAUGGCGUAAAUGCAGAUGAAGGGGCGUUAUGGGUAAUUAUGCUAGCUGCCAAUCACAAUGGCUCCAUAGACGACUUAAAAGUCGGCAAGGCGGACGUGUCAAUGCUCGUGCCUAUGAUGGUAGGGAUGAUGUGUCCAGGUCAGAACACCCACUCGGCAGUAAGCGAUUUGAUUGACUACGAAUAUACAAAUUGGGCAAACCCUGAGGAUGCAAGAGCAGUGUACACAAAACUGAGCGGAGAUAUUUUCAUGAACGUUCCAGCCAUGGAUUUGAAUUUAGCUCACGCUAACGGCUCAGCGUCUAACACCUGGUUUUACAAUUUCAUGCUCGCACCAGCUCAUCGUUUCUUCAAUCUUCCGAAAUGGAUUUCAACAGCUACACAUGGAGAAGAGAUACCUCACGUAUUUGGGUAUUAUUUAGACAAUGAACAAUGGUUUAAUACAACUGAUUACCAACCACCGGAAAGGGAACUGGAUGUUUCAGAACGAGUGAUGACUUACUGGACCAAUUUUGCGAAAUUCGGGGACCCCAAUGGAGAUGGGCCAGUCACGUGGCCUAAAUACACCCUUGAGACAAUGCAGCACUUAGUAAUUGAUGAGGAAGACUCUAUCGGUCAGAGGUUAUACACGAAGGAGUAUCAGCUUUGGCGGGAAAUUGUCCCUGCUCUUUUAGAAGCAAUUGAAAAUGGCGCGCACACAGGAGAUUCUGCAUUCAAAUCGAAAAUGACAGAUGCGUGUGACGCUGAGGGCAACUGUGGUUGACAAUUUCUCGUAUUGAAAUUUUGAUAACCAGCAUUUUCUUAUUUCUAGAUACUGACUUAUAAAUGGUUCUACUGUAUCUGAUUGAAUGUGUGUAUGAUAUAUUUGUUGUUGGCCUAUAUGAAUAAACAUUGUAUUUUUUCAUAAGACUGUAAGAUUUAUUAUUGCUUGCUUACACAGCUUCAAUGACAUUGAGGUUUACGUUGCCCUAAAUCGCUUAAGAUCGCUUAAUAUCUCAUUCUCGUUUCGCCAUAAAAUGAAUGUAUGUUUAUAAAUCACUAAAUUAAAUGUUAAGAUGUGUAUGGUUCAUAAUAAACUGAACAGUUUGCAUCGUCAUUAGCGUUA